Messenger RNA from Adineta steineri, 467 nucleotides. NCBI's taxonomy places the organism in Eukaryota, Metazoa, Rotifera, Eurotatoria, Adinetida, Adinetidae. The record is from the annotation of a GenBank genome assembly.
AAGUUCAGCUUAAAGUGUGGGAAAAUCAAAAACAAUAUGCGACUCAUAAUCUUCCACCUCAAUUUGCACAGUUAGUUCACAUAACGCAGUCGCCUAUCGUUCAAGUUAUCACUGAUGUUCUUGCCCCACAAGCAACUUAUUAUGGUGGUAGAAUCGUGCUACUCGGCGAUGCAUUGGCUGCAUUUCGACCACAUACUGGUGCUGGCGCGAGUCAAGCUGCUUUUGAUGCCUUACAGCUAUGGGAAAAUAUGAAGAACUGGCAAGAAUGGAUGAAGAAUAAAAGUUCGUAUGAAGAUCUUGUGAUGGAAUUUGCAAGAUAUGGCGUUCAACAUGGGCAAAAAUUGGGUAAUCUAUCUCAAUUUGGCCAUUACAAAGUUGAUGGAAAGUUAAAAAUGGGCUUCCUACCACCAUUUGAAAAGGCAUUGCAAUCUGAAGAAGAUGAGCUGUUGUAUGAUAAUUCAACUUGA